This is a messenger RNA of Ochotona princeps (American pika), 2586 nucleotides long. RefSeq names its product NOP14 nucleolar protein (gene NOP14). The record is from RefSeq and is a predicted model, not a curated record. The transcript has 18 exons. NCBI's taxonomy places the organism in Eukaryota, Metazoa, Chordata, Mammalia, Lagomorpha, Ochotonidae. Gene Ontology annotation, cellular component: small-subunit processome; nucleolus; Noc4p-Nop14p complex. The coding region runs from base 50 to 2563 and encodes 837 amino acids. Gene Ontology annotation, biological process: maturation of SSU-rRNA.
UGGAGGGUUUGCUUCUCCGAGGUCUUGGAAGGGAGUCGGCGUGCGCGCCAUGGGCAAGGCCAGGCCGGCCGCUGCGCGGGCUGGCCCGGCGCAGGCCAAGGGCAAGGCCAACCCCAAUCCGUUCGAAGUGAAAGUCAACCGGCAGAAGUUCCAGGUUCUGGGCCGACGGACGCGCCACGACGUGGGGCUGCCCGGGGUGUCGCGCGCGCGCGCCCUCAAGAAGCGCACCCAGACUUUAUUAAAGGAGUACAAGGAGAGGGACAAGUCGAGCGUGUUUCUGGACAAGCGCUUCGGGGAGUACGAGCACAGCAUGAGCGCAGAGGACAAGAUGCUGAGGAGGUUCGCUCUGGAGCAGCAGAAACAUCAUGAGAAGAAAAGCAUCUACAACCUAAACGAAGAUGAGGAGUUGACCCAUUAUGGCCAGUCCUUGGCGGACAUUGAAAACCACAAUGACACUGUGGACAGUGACAGUGAUACGGAGGAGCGAGGGACAUUGUCUGCGGAGCUGACGGCUGCCCACUUUGGAGGCGGAGCCGGGCAGCAUCACGGGCAGGAGGGCGCGGAGGGCGAGCAGCCGGCCAAGUCGCGCAAGGAGCUGAUUGAGGAGCUCAUCGCCCGGUCCAAGCAAGAGAAGAGGGAGCGCCAGGCACAGCGAGAAGACGCCCUGGAGCUCACGGAGAAGCUGGACCAGGACUGGAAGGUGAUCCGGGCACUGCUGGCCCGCAAGGCGCCCCGGCCGGAGGCCAGAGAACCGGAGAAGCCCAAGCCCGACGCCUACGACGUGAUGGUCCGUGAGCUUGGCUUCGAGAUGAAGGCGCAGCCAUCCAGCAGGAUGAAGUCGGAGGCGGAGCUGGCCAGGGAGGCGCAGGCGCAGCUGCAGCGGCUGGAGGCUGAGAGGCUGCGGCGGAUGCGCGGGCAGGACGGAGAGGACGGCAGGAGACCAGAGCACAGCUCUGCAGACGACCUGAACGACGGCUUCGUGCUCACCAAAGACGACAGGCGUUUGCUGUCCUACAGAGACGGGAAGAUGGACGUUGAGGAGGCAGAGCAGACUCAGGCAGCCGACGGGAGCGAGGAGGCGGGCGAGGGCGCAGAGUCCAGCGGGGAGGACUCGGAGAGCGACGGCCCCGACAGCCACUCCGACCUGGAGUCUGACGCCGAGAGUGACGGUGACCAGAAGCCACAGGGCGAGUCGCGCCAGGCCUGUGGGCUGAGGCCGCCAAGCAGGGACCGCGGAGCUGCUGCCACGGAGCUGCCCUACACGUUUGCAGCUCCCACGUGCUAUGAGGACCUCAAGUCCUUGUUGUCCGGAAGGUCGCCAGAGGAGCAGUCCUUGGUGGUGGAGAGAAUUCAGAAAUGUAACCACCCAAGCCUCGCCGUGGGGAACAAGGCCAAGUUAGAGAAGCUCUUUGGCUUCCUUUUGGAGUACGUGGGAGAUCUGGCUGCAAGUGACCCGCCAGGCCUCAGAGUGGUUGAUAAGCUGGUUGUGCAGCUGUACAGUCUUUGCCAGAUGUUCCCUGCAUCUGCCAGCAGCUCUGUGAGAUUCGUCCUCCGCGAUGCCAUGCAUGAGAUGGAGGCAGCGGUGGAGAGCAAGGGCCGGGCAGCCUUCCCUGGCCUGGACGUGCUCAUUUAUCUGAAAAUUGCGGGCAUGCUGUUUCCAACCUCAGACUUCAGGCACCCGGUCGUGACGCCCGCCCUGGUGUGCAUGAGCCAGCUGCUCACCAAGUGCCGGGUGCUGUCCCUGCAGGACGUGGUGAAAGGCCUGUUUGUGUGCGGCAUGUUCCUGGAGUAUGUGUCCCUGUCACAGAGGUUUAUUCCUGAGCUCAUCAAUUUUCUCCUGGGAAUUCUCCACAUGGCGACGCCAAACCAGCCCAGUCCAGGUUACACUCUGGUGCACCCUUUCAGAGCGCUGGGCCGGAGCUCCGAGCUGCUCCUGGUGUCCGCCCAGGAGGAUGUGGCCACGUGGCAGAGGAGCGGCCUGCCACUGCACUGGGCAGCAGGGCCGAGAGGACAGACGAAAGUGGAGGCCAAUCAUGCCAGGCUGUCCUGCUUGGCCGUGGGCCUGGCCCUGCUGAAGCACGCUCUUCUCCUGUAUCGGGAGCUGCCCGCCUUCCCCGCCAUCACCCAGCCCCUCCGAGCACUCCUGACACAGCACCUGGCAGCCUGCAGCCAGCCCCUUGAGCUCCAGGAGCAGGCCCAGAGCCUGCUGGCCGACCUGGAGGCCCGGAGGCAGCUGCUGCGGCCGCUGACCUAUGAGAAGACCAAGCCUGAGCCGCUGAAGCUCUUCACACCGCGCCUGGUCAAAGUCCUCGAGUUUGGGCGGAAGCAGGGCAGCAGCAAGGAGGAGCAGGAGAGGAAGCGGCUGAUCCACAAACACAAGCGCGAGUUCAAAGGCGCCGUGCGUGAGAUCCGCAAAGAUAACCAGUUCCUGGCCAGGAUGCAGCUCUCGGAGAUCAUGGAGCGGGAUGCGGAGAGGAAGCGGCAGGUGAAGCGGCUGUUGGGCAGCCUGGCCACGCAGGAAGGCGAGUGGAAGGCACUCAAGCGGAAGAAGCACCGGAGAUGACUCACAGCGUCCAGCCAGACUCA